Messenger RNA from Penaeus indicus, 1944 nucleotides. RefSeq lists its product as uncharacterized. The record is from RefSeq and is a predicted model, not a curated record. The transcript is spliced from 3 exons. The coding region runs from base 1198 to 1929 and encodes 243 amino acids. NCBI's taxonomy places the organism in Eukaryota, Metazoa, Arthropoda, Malacostraca, Decapoda, Penaeidae.
GGAAACUCGAGAGUCACCCCAAGGUUCUGUUUGUCUUUUCUUUUUUUUCUGCAUUUUUGUUUCCUUUGGAAGAAUGUGUUAUUUUUCCAGCAACCAAGGACAAAUAUCCAUUCUCUGUUAUCAAGUGCAUUUGAGAUUAGCCUGUUGUUUAAAAGUAUGCAUUUUGUAUGCAAGCAGUAUUAGUGGGUUCUUGUUUUGGAUCCAUGAUCAAGGUUUGGGGCGUACAUUAGCAUAAAAGAAUGCAUUAGUGCUUAUAUGUAGUCAUGUGUAGAGUGAAUGAGUGAGUGAAGAGAGAGUGAGUGAGUGAGUGAGUAACUGCCUCUGUGCAUGUGUUUGUAUGGGUUUCAGUACUUGUUAGAAAUAUUGUCAUUGUUAGCUGAUAAGCUGAGAACCUGUUUUUUAGAUUGUAUCUUCCUGACAGUCCUUUAGAUAGCUAAAAAGUCAUUUAAACUAAUUUAGUUACCCAUAGAUAUUGUCUUUUCAGGUUUGUGUGUGUAUGUGUGCGUGUGUAUGUGCGCGUGCUUGUGCUUUUGCCUGUGUUUUUAGAGAUAGACUAAUUCAUAGGAGAAAAAGGUAGUAUGUUUGUAUGUAGAAGUGAUUGAUUUAUAGGGUUGACAAAGUUGCAAAUGCUUUGGCCUGUAAUGAAUUGAGUUUCCUUUCAUGGAAAGUUACCAGUGAGAAAGUGUGACUGCUUCCCUCACCAACGUCUUUAUUUAAGCCAGAAUCCUGUUGUCUUAAACUUCCCACCAGAAGAUUUAUUUUUCUUUACACUUCUUUUUUGGCAGAGUAAGAAAGAAGCCUCUUAUUAUUUGCUUCUUUUAUCAUUAUAUCAUAGUGAUAGAUACAAAUGACAAAAGUAGAUGAAGAGAAAGCUAAAUUUGUGUCUUUUUUUUCUGCUGUGGAUUUUUAAAAAAUUAUGUGUACGAUUUUUGUAGCUGUUGAUUUUUAAAAAAAAAUUCAUGAAAUAUUGCAUAUUGAAAAAUAUAUUGAUAUUCUAAAUUCACUUCCUUGAUGAAAAUAAAAUUUUGGUAUUAGUUCUGGGAUAUAUCACUAAUGAUAGAGUUCCAAAAUUAUUUCAAUUGACUGUGUAAACCAUGUGUGUUUCAUUAAUAUCUAUUGGUUGUUUUUUCCACUUUUAGUUCUGGCCAAGUCCCGAAGAGAACCAGGCAAAACAAACAGAAGGAAGAAGCAUCAGCCAUGAAUGACCUUCUAGAUAUUAACUUCAACCCUCACAGUGGUGGUAAUGCUGGCAUGGCGCGCUCGACAGCCACUCCCCCAGUACCUUCGUCCCUGGAUCCCUGGGGAAUGCCUACCUCAGGAGCUUCUAUAUCUCCACAACAUACAUCCCAGCCGAAGAGUUCCCCCGCUGCAGGCACCAGCCCUUCCCCCCCACCAGUCCCUCCAUUCCCUUCCACUAGCUCCUCAUUUUUUGCUUCUAGUUCCUCCUCAUCCAAGGUCACUUUUCGGCAUUCGAACCCGCCCCUGAUCACGUCAUCCAGCUUCUUGUCUAAAGAACUCUCACCGAGAUCACUUACACCGAAUCCCUUUCUAGAGGACCAGGUUUCAGCAGCACCCUUUAGUUCACCCAUCCCCGAUAGUAGCUUCAAUGUGCAGUCCUCCUCGGCCCUCUCUCGGCCGGUCUCACUCUUCCUCACACCCCCGCCACAACAACACACGUCGUCCUCCUUGCCCUCGAGCUAUUCUCUCUUCCCUCCCUCGUCAACUGCUCUCCUGCGUCCAGCCACUUCUCUGUCUCACGUUUCCUCGGUUACCCCCGACUCAUGCCCUCUCCCUCCUGCCUCUUACAACCCAUGGGGUGCUGUCCAAGUCAACAUUACAACUGCCCCCUUGCCCCCUUCGAAACAGGUACCAUAUAGAAUGCGGAGUCAGGACUUCUGGUUUUCUGGCAUACUUCUAAAACGGAUGUGACAGUAACUCUUGAUA